AUGCUUGCCAAGGUCCAUGCGGUCGCUGAGAUACCACCCGAUUCAGGUGAUGAGGAGGAUGACGAUGAAGAUGUUGGAAAUGAAAGUGAUGGUGGACAAGAAAAGCAGCGGACGCGUAUUUACGACUUGGAACUAGGUGCCCCGCGUAUUGAAUUUUCAGGUGAAGCCAAACUGCCGGCUGUGCAUCUCAAGUUUCCGCUGAAGACAGGAAGCUACUGCCGUUCUGACAAUUUAAACAAGAAGUCACUUCCUGAAAACGGAUAUGUGUUCACCAUUCGGAAUAUUUCCCUGGGUACAGUAACGGGCAUGUAUGAAGAGGUCAAGAACAAAGACGACCUUGACAUAAAAGGUGACUGUGUCUUCAAGAAACGCCCUGAGAACAGCGGAGAGGAUGACUAUGAGGUUUCUUGGGUUGUGAUGGAUUUUAAGCUCAGUGACAAAAGUCUCCUGGUGCAGGUUGAGAAAAACUAUGGUGAUAAUCCUACUCCUAAGCGCGAGAGGGCUAUCAAUCGCAAAUUCCCCCGUGCCAAAGAGUUUGCCGAGGCUUUCUUCUUAGGAACUUCAGAUGGGGACUUCCAGAACAGGUUCAGAGUCAUUCGACAUGCUCUGGCAACAGUUAAAAACAAGGAUCUUCCGAGACAAAGUGGAGUUACUGUCGACCUGACCCCCAAAUCCUUCCGCCUGGCUACUUGUGCAAGCACUUCUAUUCUCAAGGGCUCUGUUUUAUCCUUAUUCAUCCAUGUUGUGGAUGGGAAAGAUAAUGGAGAGAAACGCGACUUGCAAACACGAUGGCGAGGCCAGUGGGUCAAUGCAUCACCGAAAAUUCCACCGAUCCCUGCACCGUACACGGCCUCUAUUCUCAUUCAUCCAACGCUAUUAUUCGAGAAAGCGAUUAAAAACAGUGUCCUGACAAAUGCAGGAGAGCAAGGGUGGCAAAUAAACCAGCUCACCGGCGUUGCGGGUGGCGGCAUCGCGUUUCAGGCUGUUUGGCCAAGGACCAUCGCUCAGGAAACUUUCUACAUCAAACUCCCGCGAGAAGACGCUGAAUGGCGCGAAGCGAUUGCUGGCGCUCCCUAUCUAGAGGUCGAGGGGUUGGGGAAAAGAUCUGACGGUAUGUCCUACUUGUUCCGCUUUCGAUAG
Molecule: messenger RNA, 1140 nt
Organism: Penicillium angulare
Lineage: Eukaryota; Fungi; Ascomycota; Eurotiomycetes; Eurotiales; Aspergillaceae
Exons: 1
Coding region: 1-1140 (379 amino acids)
Source: RefSeq, a predicted model, not a curated record